CAUGAAUUAUUAAAAUGCAUGUUCCUACGAAGUGUUCUUGUACAGAUUUUAGUAAAGCUCACUGCAUACAGCGAUUUGAAGAAAAGUACGGAUUGCGUCAUUCCAUGGAGGAGGACGUCAGACCAGGUGCCGGUGUCGCAGACGACAAAGGCGUGACGGGAGACGAGAACCCUUAUUUGGAUGAGUUCGAUCUAAUCGAAAGGGCUCGGUUGACAAAAUGCGCAAUGGACUAUAUUAAACACCCUAAGCCUCGCUUAAAGGUUGAGGAAAACCGCUGCGUUAAUGAACUUGAGGCGAUUCUGAUGGCGUCACUGACAACUAGCGCCAAAGAGGAGGUCCGGUUGAGUGUGGAAGUUGAGCGCGACGAUUCAGACGACAUGUUACACGAAUCAAACGAGAAGAUAACGGGCGACGAAUUUGCCUUUCCUGAAUCAGAAAAUAACUCGCCAAGAUGCAUGGAUGCUCUAGAAGUGGAAGAAAAACGUGAUAUGAUGUACUCACAACGUCCGCUCGACGAAGACGCGUUGAUUCAGAACGCCAAGUUAGCAGACGACGGGUUGAGCGAAAUUAAACACGAGCACGCGCCGUCUGUUACGAUGAACCCGAAAAUGUCCUUAGUUUUGAACGAACAAAAAUGGAACUGGUUGAACCUUCCAGGAGAAGCAGACGGCUUUAGAACACCGGCUAAUUCGGAGGAUGGCCUGUGUUCAGUCCGUAUUCCGCAUAGUACAGAGAAAAUUGUGCAAACGAUACAACCAGAAGUUACAGACGUCGAGGCAGACGACAUGGCAAAAGAUGCUGAUUUCAAGAGCCUGAUGGCAGAAAUUGCCCUCAAACUUGAAGACUGCUACUUAGAUGACAUCAUUUCCGUUUUUCACGGAACCUGGAUACUGGAGGAAGGCUGCAUUGCCGGCGCGAGCACGACAGACGAAAUCUUGCGUCGUCUGCAACAGCAACGCUUCAUCAGCCGAGAUAACCUGCACCAUCUGCAGACGAUCGUCAUGCGUCUGGACGACACGGAUCUGUACACGCAGGCGGUCCAGUACAUCCGCCAUCACCAUGACACCGUGUACUUCUACAAGGAGUUAGCUACCUUGCCUAAAGGAUUCGGCCUGGUUCGGUGUCAUCUUAGCGAGCGAGACUUCACGAGACUGUCGCGAGAGGACCUCGAGUUGGUGAGAUUCAAACUAGCCAGCGUCCUCUUCCUGUCGCCCAAGGACGCUUAUAUCGUAGGGAUCGAGCCCGGCCGUCGGGUCGUCAUCUCGUGCUCUCUGCCCGUGCGUUACGUUCAGGAGCUGGCGGAAAUGGCCAGAGACGGACUUUCGGAGCUGCGACUGGCGGAAAUCGAGUUUGUGGAGAUACUCGGAAAAAUGUACGACGUCCAAGGAAACUCGAGGCAAAGAAACGGCGGCCCCUGGGAUCACAACCGUCACGCGCCGUUUUUGAGCGUCUACCAGCAGCUGAGAGACAAAUCCAAGCUCCUGCAAGAAAAGGAUCAGGAAGUGAAGGACCUGCGAGAGGAGACGCAGUUCAUGCAGCUAGAACUCGACACGAUGAGCAGCGAGCUGCAGCUGUUAACCGAACGCGCCCUCCACGAAUCCAGCAAGCCGUACGAAUCCGCCCGACGACAUUGGAAGCGAACACACGGCAGAUCGAUCACGUUUCCGUUAAGCAUUGAAGCGAAGAUGAGGCAUACCCACCACAUUCAGCCUUUGGAAGAAGCGUUGCUUCGCGCCCAACUGCUUCGUAACCCGGAACCGGAUCCUUUUGCGCGUGCGAUGGUUCCCUACAGGCCUUUGAAGAGCACGGGGCCAAGAAGUAUUCUGCCGGCUGCCAUGAAGUUCAGAACAGAGACUGAUGAUGAGAAGAAACGCGCGGUACUUCCGGUUACCGCUGGAGAUGAGUUACCAGUGAAACAUAUCGUAGAGGCUAAUGUCAUCAUGAACGAGAUUCAGGAAAUUCUGGACGAGAUACUGUUUCUUCAAGCAUUCGUGAAAUAACUUCAAUGAAACAUUCUAGGUAGAUAACUGUUGUGGGUUGUUAGAUACAUUUAGUUAUUAUAAUGCAAAUUUCUUUAUGACACUGAAUAAUUUGUACUUGUGAGUCUUGUGUCACAUGCUUCGAUUGGCAACUCGCCAGCUGUCAAUGCAAGUAACGGAUCAACCGAUGUCGUUUAUCGCCGCCACAUGGCCCGACAUCCACAAGAUAUCAGAGGGACAGAAAAAGUAUUUUAUGUAAACAAACCUAAUUUGGCGGAGCGAUAACUUAUUUUGCCGGUGAUCAAUUAUUUAACUUUUAGACGCUGUGUUUGAUGCGCUUUUAUACCUGUCUUGUGAUCGUGUUUGCAUGUGCACAUAUUAUAAAUGGUUGUAAAUAAUCAAUUACUCUAAACAACUGUUUUAAUUGAUCAAAAUGCAAAAAUAUAAUUUAU
Dreissena polymorpha is the source of this 2431-nucleotide messenger RNA. RefSeq lists its product as uncharacterized. Lineage: Eukaryota; Metazoa; Mollusca; Bivalvia; Myida; Dreissenidae. The transcript is spliced from 4 exons. Bases 15 to 2000 code for a protein of 661 amino acids. The record is from RefSeq and is a predicted model, not a curated record.